AUGGCUGCUGGUGUGUUAAUCAUAGUAGGGUUAUGUGUUGGUGUAUGUAUUGUUGUCCCGAUAUCAUCGGAAGAUCCAUUAUGUGGGAUGAAGCUACGAAUAACGACUGCUGGUCUAAAUUACGCCAAUAAGGUUUUAAUUGACAACUUGAAAAAGAAGACGGAGGAGAAUAAAAUUGAUGACCUGAUUCAUAAUGCCCAUCAUCUAAGUUUUCAAUUAACAGGUAUUCAUGUGUUGAGAUUAUCUGUACCGUCAAGUUCUGUGACCUUGAUGAAAGAUGAAGGACUCCAAUGGAGUGCUCGAGAUGUUGAAAUAUCAGUUAGCGCCGACUAUCAUUAUGAAUACGAAAAAAAAAUCUUAAUCCCGAUCAAGAUCAGUGGUCACGGAAGUGUCGAUAUAACGGUGAGAGGAGCAUCGUUCGCUGUACAGAUAGGAAUGGGAGUUGACAAAACAAACAGACCAAGCAUCCAUACGACCUCUGUUUACUGCCAUAUUGAUGAUGUGAAAGCUCAUUUUUCUGGUGGAUUAGACGCAAUGAUUCUCAAUCUCGUGAUCGGACUCGUACAGGAUUAUUUGAAGAAUGUUUUAAAGGAUAACCUUUGUGAUUUACUCGAUAAAUCGGUCAACCAUGACACAGAAAAGUCAAUGCAGCGUUUAAAGAUCAGUUCCCAUAUUGGAAAGCAUUUCGUUUUGGACUAUGGUCUGUUAAUAGCUCCAGUAUUUCAUACAGACUCCGUGGAAACCUUUCAUAAGGGUAUUAUCUACGUGAUGAAUAAAAAUGAAACCGUGCCGUUCCACCCGAGUCCUUUUCCCCCAAUCACUACCAACAACAAAAUGCUGUAUGCGUGGAUUUCUGGGUACAUGUUCAAUUCUCUGACGUACCAUGCUCAAAUGCAAGGCAUGCUGAAGAGAACUCUCACGAACAAUGACUUUGGAGAAAAUGCAUUCCUGAAUAUUUCAUGCAAGUUUGGAGCAAUGUGCAUUGGGAAAUUUUUACCCCAGUUGCGAGAACAUUUCCCAAAUCAAUAUGUGGAAAUAGAGAUGGUAUCUACAAAAGCUCCAGAUAUCGCCUUAAUUAAUGGAGAACUUCAUCUUAUAAUGAAUGGAAAAAUGACUUUGUAUGUGAGACCAACUUCCACGACAGAACGACAUUAUCUCUUCACAAUGGAUGUGGACUUGAUGUCUGCAAUUAAAGUCAGCUAUGCUGCUGGUUAUCUGCAUUCCAAGCUUGGGGAAAUGAGUUUCAGUGUCUGCAUAUGGAACUCCACAGUGCAUCCACUUUAUGAGCGCGCUCUCAACUUCAUCAUGCAAAACGUAGUUAAACAAUACAUUCAACCUGUGUUAGAGGGUCAAGGAGCAAAAGGAUUACCUCUGAUUAUAACAGAUGACGUCAGACUGGUUAACACCGAUAUUCAACUGACACAGGACGCAAUCAUGAUAGAAACAGAUGUAGAAAUCGUUGAAGUCUGACUCCAUUUUCCAAAUG
Molecule: messenger RNA, 1486 nt
Organism: Ylistrum balloti
Lineage: Eukaryota; Metazoa; Mollusca; Bivalvia; Pectinida; Pectinidae
Product: lipopolysaccharide-binding protein-like
Exons: 15
Coding region: 1-1470 (489 amino acids)
Molecular function (GO): lipid binding
Source: RefSeq, a predicted model, not a curated record